UGAUAGGGUCGCUUCCAUUCGCGCUGCUAAAGUAAAAGCUCUCACAACUCUUUCUGCUGCACAAGUCAGCGCAUAAUGGCACCCAAAAAGUCAUCCAAGAAAUCAGGCAGCAAUUCCAAAAAACAACAACAGCAGCAGCAACAGCAGGAAAAACAGCAACAGCAAGAAGAGACAAAUGUCGUCGUUGACGAAGUCGGAUCAGGUCCAUUGAACCUCACCACUAUUCGAAAAUCAUUCAAAAACACCAAAUACAAAACACCCAAGAAAUCAAAAAAUCUGAAGCAGAUAUUGACAGCCGAAAGAAAUCUGGAACUUGCGCUCGACGUGCCUACAUAUCAAAACAUCGAAUGCCCACCAUCAGUCCUGCCACAAAAGAAAUACUGCGAUAUCACUGGAUUGACAGCCAAAUACACUGAUCCAAAGACAGGAUUACGGUACCACAAUGCAGAGAUUUAUCAGUUCAUUCGCACUUUGAGUGUUCCAAACGUCCAAGCAUAUCUUGCCAGUCGAAAUGCAGCUGUUGUGCUUAAAUAAUAGUAUAUCCUCUUCUUACUUCUUUACUUCUCUUUCUCUCGCUACUUAUUCAUACAGUUUGUUCAUUGUUUUUUUUCGGAAAGAUGUAGCAGUGGGAUACAUGAACAGCAUAGAACAUGUACUAUUUCGUACAAAUUAUUGCGUGUAAUGCAAAAUCUAUAAACAGACAGGGUUAGUGUGCUGAUAAAUUUCAUUAGAUGCACUCUGCCAUUGAGAAUGGCGUUCCGGCGUCCUUCCGCAAUUUUAAAGAAGUUCCGG
Zychaea mexicana is the source of this 792-nucleotide messenger RNA. Its product is annotated as YL1 nuclear protein C-terminal domain-containing protein. The transcript has 3 exons. The coding region runs from base 76 to 534 and encodes 152 amino acids. Gene Ontology annotation, biological process: chromatin remodeling. Gene Ontology annotation, cellular component: Ino80 complex. The record is from RefSeq and is a predicted model, not a curated record. Lineage: Eukaryota; Fungi; Mucoromycota; Mucoromycetes; Mucorales; Lichtheimiaceae.